Molecule: messenger RNA, 4180 nt
Organism: Brienomyrus brachyistius
Lineage: Eukaryota; Metazoa; Chordata; Actinopteri; Osteoglossiformes; Mormyridae
Gene: mark3a
Product: MAP/microtubule affinity-regulating kinase 3a
Exons: 18
Coding region: 712-3030 (772 amino acids)
Biological process (GO): intracellular signal transduction; protein phosphorylation
Cellular component (GO): plasma membrane; cytoplasm
Molecular function (GO): ATP binding; protein serine/threonine kinase activity
Source: RefSeq, a predicted model, not a curated record
GCCUCUUUCCUCACUUCCUCUAGUCGUGCAGGGCUUGGCUUGGUACUCUUCAGUCACUGGGCAGCCAUCUUGGAUCUAGUUAUCAGGCAACCCUUACUUAGGAGAUGGGAGGAAUCGGAUCGUCAGCGUCUUUUUUAGACAAUUUUUACUUUUGAAAACUAGGGCAUUGGGCAUCGGAAUCCAAGUACUAACUGGACUUUUAACUGGCGUGAUUCGGCGGCAAGCUGGCAGGGAAACCCAAGACCGGUUUUACGCGAUCCCCUUCCCCUUUUCCUUGUCUGAAUGCGGUGUAGAGGGCCUAUUUAGUGUUUGAAUGUUCAGUUUACUUCUAACUGCAAAGGACCGGGAGAAUAAUGAUAUUGAAUUGAGCUCGGACUAUGGUCUGCGUUUGGUCAGCUAACUCUGCACGGAGAAAACACGUUUUUCUUUUAUGCGGUUAAUUUUUUGGGGGGGAGAAAUAGACACUUGUUUUUUUUUCACAGGUGUUUAUGGAAUAAUGCUGUGCAUACUACUCCGAUCGCUACAUAAUUAGUGUACUCGGGAUAUCCUCAUACACAAGUUUAUUUUUCCAAGUUUCCAUUGGGCUGCCGCUGGAUUUCUUCUGCAAGUCCAUGGUCUUCAGAAGCAAGCAGAUGAGUAUCUGCAUUUUACUUCUCUAAGGUGCAGUGAAACCAGUAGAUAAACAGAAGAGCCCCUGGAAACUAUACAUUGAUGAAAACAAUGUCCACAAGAACGCCACUGCCUACGGUCAAUGAGCGAGACACCGAAAAUCACACCUCGCACAGUGAUGGGCGGACGGAGAUUACUACUCGACCUGGACGCUCCGGGGCUCGCUGCCGGAACUCUGUUGCCUCCUGUACGGAUGAACAGCCGCACAUUGGCAACUACCGGCUGCUGAAGACCAUUGGCAAGGGCAACUUUGCAAAGGUCAAGCUGGCACGCCACAUCCUCACAGGCCGUGAGGUUGCAAUAAAAAUCAUUGAUAAGACUCAGCUAAACCCUACUAGUCUCCAGAAGCUCUUCAGGGAAGUAAGAAUUAUGAAGAUUCUAAAUCAUCCGAAUAUAGUUAAACUGUUUGAGGUCAUCGAGACGGAGAAGACGCUAUACCUGGUUAUGGAGUAUGCUAGUGGAGGCGAGGUCUUCGACUACCUCGUAGCGCAUGGAAGGAUGAAGGAAAAAGAGGCCAGAGCUAAAUUUAGACAGAUUGUGUCUGCUGUGCAGUACUGCCAUCAGAAGCAUAUAGUCCACCGAGAUCUAAAGGCGGAGAACUUGCUCUUGGAUGCCGACAUGAACAUCAAGAUUGCUGAUUUUGGUUUCAGUAAUGAGUUCACUUUGGGCAACAAGCUGGACACAUUCUGCGGCAGUCCACCCUAUGCUGCCCCCGAGCUUUUUCAGGGCAAGAAGUACGAUGGUCCUGAGGUGGACGUCUGGAGCCUGGGGGUCAUCCUCUACACGCUGGUCAGCGGCUCGCUGCCCUUCGACGGGCAGAACCUGAAGGAGCUGCGUGAACGUGUGCUGAGGGGAAAGUAUAGGAUCCCUUUCUACAUGUCUACCGACUGUGAGAACCUGCUGAAACGUUUCCUGGUGUUGAACCCAGCCAAGCGGGGCACACUUGAGCAAAUCAUGAAGGACCGCUGGAUCAAUGCAGGCUGCGAGGAAGAUGAACUCAAGCCCUUCGUGGAGCCAGAACUGGACAUUUCUGACCAAAAGAGGAUAGACAUAAUUGUGGGGAUGGGCUACUCCCGAGAGGAGAUCCAGGAGUCCCUGGCACGCAUGAAGUAUGACGAGAUCACCGCCACCUACCUGUUGCUGGGCAGAAAGUCAUCUGAGCUGGAGGCCAGCGAUUCCAGCUCCAGCAGCAACCUGUCACUCCCCAAGACCAGACCUAAUAGUGAGCUCAACAAUGGCCAGUCUCCCUCCCACCACAAAGCACCACGGGGCGUCUCCACCAGUCAGAAGCAGAGGCGUUACAGCGACCAGGCCGGCCCGACCAUUCCCUCGUCGGCAGGCUACCCCAAGAGGAGCCAGACCAGUGCAGCUGACGGUGACCUCAAAGAGGAGGGCGGGGCGCAGCAGCGCAAGUCCAGCACAGCUGGGGUCCGAGCCGUCGCUCCCCCCAGCCCCAUGCUGGGCAAUGCCAGUAAUCCCAACAAGGCUGACAUUCCGGACCGCAAGAAGGGGUCCACCACCCCAAAUAGUAAUUCAGUGUCUGGAGGGAUGACCAGGAGAAACACCUACGUCUGCAGUGAGAGGACCCCCACGGACCGCCUCUCUGUCGUCCAGAAUGGGAAGGAGAAUAGCUCAGCCGUGCCGGCCGGCCAGCGGAACCCAGUAGCCUCCACCCACAGUGUCACAGGUGCCACACCUCCAGACCGACUGCGCUUCCCACGCGGCACAGCCAGCCGUAGCACCUUCCAUGGUGGCCAGCUGCGGGAACGUCGCACCGCCACCUACAACGGACCGCCAGCCUCACCCACCCUCUCCCACGACGCAACGCCGCUCUCUCAGUCACGCAGCCGCGGCUCCUCCAACCUCUUCACAAAGCUCACCUCCAAGCUCACACGCAGAAACAUGUCAUUCAGGUUUACCAAAAGGGUCACUAAUGACCCCCCCACACAGCAGACUACCAACAAAUCAGGGCCUGCCAGCCCCCCCUGCCUCCAUGGCAAGGACCAGUAUCGCAAUGUUUCCGGGGACCAGAAGGACGAGAAUAAAGAUGCCAAGCCUCGUUCACUGCGCUUCACCUGGAGCAUGAAGACCACAAGCUCCAUGGAGCCCAGCGACAUGAUGCGCGAGAUCCGCAAGGUGCUGGACGCCAACAACUGCGACUAUGAGCAGCGCGAGCGCUUCCUGCUUCUUUGUGUCCAUGGUGAUGGACACGCCCACCCAGAAGGUCUGGUCCAAUGGGAGAUGGAGGUGUGCAAGCUGCCCCGCCUCUCGCUCAACGGUGUGCGCUUCAAGCGGAUAUCGGGAACCUCCAUUGCUUUCAAGAACAUCGCUUCCAAAAUUGCCAAUGAGUUAAAGCUGUAAGAUGCACAAAGAAGACAAACGUUAAGACACAGACGCAAACGAAUUACGUUAAGCUUACGUUCUUUAAAGUAGCAGUUUCAGAAAUGUGUUUUCUCCAAAACACUCACCGGUUAUGUAUUAAAAACUAUGUAUAGAAUAAUGCUUUAGGCAAUAAUUUCCUGCAUCUUUGAAAUUAUUAUUAUUGAUAUGGCAAGUGUAUAACUGCUGCAGAAGACAUUACAGGAAGUUGCAUUGAAGACUUGACCCUCAUUCGCCAGUAAGUGCACUACAGCAUAGCCAAUGCCCCCCCCUCAAAAAAAGGAGAAGAAAUUAGUCCCAUAAUCCACCUCAGAGAAUAGCGAGAGCUGUCUAAUGGGGUUGAGUGGGGAUAGGGGGAGGUCAGUAGCAGCCUUUGUGGACCUGGAUCAGCAUGGAGGCCCCCUUGCAGCUCGGUGGUAGAUUGGGCCCAUAUAGUGUGAGCAGGAUGGCCUCCUGUGUAUGAGAUGAGUGGUUAUAUAGGGAACUUAAUUGCACAUUUUUUAAAUUAUUAUUUUCUUGAUAAGUUUAUAAAGUGGUUCUCCUGCAUUCAGUAUAAGCGGUUGUUUUGGUCACGGCAGAUUGGUUAUAAAACUUGGGCGCGGUCCUGCCAUAUCUCAGGCCACCUGUUUUUGAUUGGCUCCCUUGGAGACUCCAGUGUGCAAUGCAUUGUGGAAAUUGUAGUUGUGGAUAUAUAUUUUUUUUUUAGUUUGCUGAGGACUUCCGGUCAUCAGGAAGUUUGCUCACAGAUGUGUCCAGACUCUCCUGCCCACUUUUGUCAUGUGACCUCCAUGUAUAACUGUACAUGCCAACCACAGUUGUAUUCAGCCCACAGGUUGAGUAAUAUGUGGUUUGCCAUCCUGGAACAAAGUUGAAUAAAACACGCCAUUUUUAGUUUUGGUAUUAUUUAUUUUUGAUUUUUAUCAAUCCCUCCCUUCUGUGCACCCCUUCCUCUUCAAAAUAAUGUCGGCACUGUUUUUGAAUGUAAAUAAUGAAACUUAGUUUUGCAACAGCUGCAUAUUGUUACACUUUUCUUUUAUAAGUCCUGCUAUAAGGCAGGAGCUGUGGAGUUAAUGUAACUUGUCAUCAGGUAAGGUUCAUCAGUGUCUCCAUUAAAACAUCCCAAAGUCUGCAA